Cercopithifilaria johnstoni is the source of this 1704-nucleotide messenger RNA. NCBI's taxonomy places the organism in Eukaryota, Metazoa, Nematoda, Chromadorea, Rhabditida, Onchocercidae. The record is from the annotation of a GenBank genome assembly.
AUGGAGGAAAGAAAUUCGACAAUCCCAGAAUUACCAGCAGAACAACAGUUGCCUGUAGAGGUAGUAGUCGAAGACAAUCCAUCACAACCGCUAUCCACGUCACUUUUAUCCAAUUCAUCAGCUAAUGUGAAAUACGAUGAAGUGGAAUUAAACAUGUCGGAUAACUUAGCAUCAAAUCAGAAGCAUAUAAUGAAUAGAUUGGAAAGCAUUCGUGGGAACAAGCAACGUAUUCUAUCUACGUUACGUGAACUCAAAGAAAAUGCGAAAGAAGGAGAGUUUCCAAACAAAGAGCUGAUGGGUAAAAUGAUUGCAAGCUAUGAUGCACUAACUGCACAGGAAGAACAGUACGUACAAUUAAUUCAGAAAAUUGUUUGCUUACGUGAAAAUGCGGCAGAGGAUGUGCAGCACGAAAAUGAAAGAAACGGCAAAACAUUGAUGCCAGGCAGCGACAGUAACACUCACGAACCUGAGAAUGUUGUGAAAGAAAGUAUUGACGAAUCAAAUAAUAACUUAUCCGAUGAAGCAAUCAAUAAUGAUGUAGAAGAAAUGAACAAUGAAUUAUCAAAACUAGGAGUUGUAACAGGAAAGGCAGUGGCCGUUUCGAUCAUGAAUGAUAAACUAUUAGAAACAUUACAAUUACAUCGUGAGAAGAAGGCUGCGCUUGAAGAGUUACAUCGUAGAAAACGGGAAACUCAGAAAGAUAUAGCAGACGAGGCAUUGCAACAGGUUGAAAUGGCUCGCUUGAAAGUUGCAUCAGAGCAAGAACAAGUGGAAAGGAAACGUAAAACGUUAGAGCGAUUGCGACUUAAAGCUCAACGUCGUGGCAUCAAAUUGGGACCUGGAUCAGCAUCAGAGCCGGAUAUUGUUGUUGAACCGCAACCGGAACCCAAAUCAAUCACUGAGGCAAAGUUAAGAGCUAAAUUAAAAGCGAAGAAAAAGCAAAAUUCCGAAUUGGAGAAUGAUAAUGGACCACCAGUACCGGAUGAUUUGGCACCGGCUGAGCGAAUUCCACCAGUCUUGGAGAACGAACAAGCUGAAGUUGAACAGCAGCAACAGGUGGAAAAAAAAACCUGUGAAAUAACUGGUAGUGGUGUUGUGGGAAAAAAAAAGAGAAAAAGCAAGAAAGGAUAUGAGCAACAGCAGCAGCAACUGCCGAAGAAGCAGUCUGAUACAAUCAACUCAUCCAUACGUGAAAAACUAGCUGCAAUUGCAGCGCGUAAAGAACGUAUGCGAGAAAUACGGGCAAAAUUAGUUCAACCUGUUGUAGGCUCUUCUCCUGAUAUGGAUGAAACGUUUCGUAAUGCUUUGCAGCAACUGAAAAGCAUAACUGAAAUGCGGAAACAGUUAGAGUUAUUGCGUGAAAAAGGUCCUAAAUUGCCGGAAGAAACGGCGGAAAUACUCGAACGUCAACUCGAAGCUGAAGAAAAUAAGCAAAAUGAAACAAAAACGCUUAAUACAAUAAGCAUGAGCCAGGGUUCUGAAACGCCAAUCGAGGAAAGUUUUGAGGCCAUGGAGGUAGUUCGUAAUAGUUUUUUGAAAGUGAUCACACAAAAGUCAGCACCGGAUACCGUGCUCGAUGACCUUUCGGUUGGUUAUCAUCUUACAACGGGAGAUAGCCAGCGAUUGAAAAGUAUUGAACAGGCGCUCCAAGAACAACGCCAGUUGCUCGAAACAAUUGCUUCGCGAAGUCAUCAGGUACUUUGA